GCUGGAAUUAAAGGCGUGCGCCACCCGGCUUGCACUUUGGUUUACAUAGCAUUUCUCGCUAGGCCACAAAAGAACACAAACAUUGCCCUCCAGAUCCACAAACCUCUUCCGGUCCAGAUGGGGCAAAGGGAAGAUCUUGGCAGCAGGAGGCCAGAGUUAGAGCCUGGAUUUGGAUUGUGGGACCUCCUAGGUUCUUGGGGAGGGGUUCUGUGAAGCUGGGCUUUGAAGGGUGUGUAGGAGUUUAAACUAUUGCAGUAUGAUUUACUGUCAUACAGCAGGUUAAAGAGUAGAACCAACCCUCUCUACAAUGGAGAGGACACAGGAUGGAUGGCACCCAGACCCGGAAUGCCGAGAUCUACACUCGACACAGGCAGAUCCCACAGCCUCCUUUUGCAGACCUCAGCCCAGCCACAGUCUUCCUCCAGCCGAGAGCACCAAGGGCUCAGUGGUGUGUCUUUGUUGAUGUUGCUAAGCGUCCGGGCGCGCGCGAGCGUGCGCACGCCAGCCCCCUUCGCAGGCGCUCGCACGCAGUGAUCUAGUUUCUCUCCUCAUCGAUCUGGCUGGCCUUGCCCCUCCUCCACACCCUGCCCCGCCCAGCCCUCUUCCCUUUGUUUCCCGGCAGGACUGUCCUGGGUGUGUGUGGGUGUGGGGGGGAGACAGAGGUAGGGUGGUGAUGCCAACCCCUUUCCCUCACAGAAGGAAUCCUCUUGGGGUCUGAGGGAGGCAUCUCAGAGGUCCCUUGAGCCUGGGGUGAGACUGGUGGCCGGCCUGAGAGUUCUGAUAUUCGGGUUCUAAUAACCCCAAGAACCAACGGGAGUCCUUGGCUAACAGCCGUGGCAACAGGCCAGGAGUCCGCAGAGGCGGCCUGUGUUUACUCUCAGACCCUUCCAGCCGCAGCCCCUUCUGCGGCUGCGCUGUCCGGGGCACUUGAUUCACUUCCAGCCGUCAGUUUCCCUUUAAACCUUGUCCCCGCCCCAGGCUUCAAUUUACCCACUAAAUAGCAAAACAGGGGAAGGGGACACCUCUGAGUUGGAGGUUCUCGAGUCCUGGACCCCAGCCUCUGCGCUGGCCCAGGCCCUAUUUUGAAGUAGUUAGUCAGGAUAUGGCUGGAAGUGUCGGCGACUGAGACCCUCACAUCCUGCCUCUGCUACCUUCUCCCUACCCUAGUCCUUAGUUUUCCCACUGCUCUGGCUUCAGUUUCCCUACUCAGGAAAGAAAGCACGGUCGGGCUGGAACAGUGGCUUAGGGGUCACUUAGGGAAGGGAGGAGGAUGCCUCUACAAAGCCAGGCCUCUUAGAAGGGUGGUGACGGGCACCUCGGGGUUGGAGGAUGGAUGAUGCACUGCACCCGCGACCUCAGGCCUCAGUUUCUCCAUUCAGACGAAGGGUAGAGUGGUGCUGGAGCGGGGGCGAAGGGGCACUUCGAGGUUGGAGGAUCGCGCCCCGCCUCCCAUCUGCAGACACUAGUCUCAGUUUCCCCACCGGUCAGAGCGUGACUGGACAGCCCCUCCGGGAGCCCCGACAGGCCGUGCGGGGUGGAAUGGGUGCCGCCAGCGAAGGGCUGGGGUCCUAGGAGCGCAGCCCCCCGCGGCUGCGCGCUGCGCGAAGCGGUGACAUCACCAGGCGGGGAGGAGCGCGCGGCUCCGUGCCAGGCUCAGCCGGGGCUCCUCGGCGGCCGCGGCCAUGACGCAGGGUCCGGGUGGCCGCGCGGCCCCCGAGCCCGAGGCGCCCACCACCUUCUGCGCGCUGUUGCCGCGCAUGCCGCAGUGGAAGUUCGCGGCACCCGGCGGCUUCCUGGGUCGCGGUCCGGCGGCGCGCGCGGCGGGGGCGGCCGAGGCGCAGCCCGAGCCAGGGGUCCCCGCGCUGACCGCCGUGCUGGGAGCCUGCGAACCGCGCUGCGCCGCGCCCUGCCCGCUGCCCGCGCUCGGCCGCUGCCGGGGUUCGGGAACGCGGUGCGCACGGGGGACCCCAGACGUCGCCGAUGAGUGGGCGCGCAAGGGCGGCUUCAUCCACAAGCCGGCUCACGGCUGGCUGCACCCCGACGCCAGGGUCCUGGGGCCCGGGGUCUCUUACAUCGUGCGGUACAUGGGCUGUAUUGAGGUGCUCCGAUCCAUGCGUUCUCUGGAUUUCAACACCCGAACGCAAGUGACAAGGGAAGCCAUCAACCGGCUCCAUGAGGCCGUGCCUGGCGUCCGUGGCUCCUGGAAGAAGAAGGCCCCAAACAAGGCGCUGGCUUCCAUCUUGGGGAAGAGCAACCUGCGUUUCGCUGGUAUGAGCAUCUCCGUCAACAUCUCUGUGGAUGGCCUCAACCUGUCUGUUCCUGCUACCCGCCAGAUCAUUGCCAACCAUCAUAUGCAGUCCAUUUCCUUUGCUUCGGGUGGAGACACGGACAUGACUGAUUACGUGGCCUAUGUGGCCAAGGACCCCAUCAACCAGAGAGCCUGCCAUAUCUUGGAGUGCUGUGAGGGUCUAGCCCAGAGCAUCAUCAGCACUGUAGGCCAAGCCUUCGAGCUGCGCUUCAAGCAAUACCUGCACAGUCCCCCCAAGGCCAUAGUGCCCCCCGAAAGGCUGACAGGGCUGGAGGAGUCGGCCUGGGGUGACGACGACGAGGCUACGGACCACAAUUACUAUAACAGCAUUCCAGGGAAGGAACCACCCCUGGGUGGGCUGGUGGACUCCAGACUGGCUGUCACACAGCCGUGUGCCCUGGCGACACUUGGAGGCCUCGGACAGGGAAUGUCACCUGCACGGAGAGAUGCCCGGGGCUUGCCAUGGGACAUGGGUCCCUCCGGAACAGCCUCACCUGGGGAUGGCUACGUGCAGGCAGAUGCUCGAGGGCCACAUGACUACGAGGAGCACCUGUACGUCAACACCCAGGGCCUGGACGCUAUGGAGUCCGAGGACAUGUUCGAGGCCCCUCUGCUGCCUGAGGACAGCCCCAAGAAGGACCUGUUUGACAUGCGACCCUUUGAGGAUGCCCUGAAGUUGCACGAGUGCACAGUCGCAACAGGCAUCACUGCAGCCCCGUUCCCUUUGGAGGACCAGUGGCCCAGCCCCCCUACCCGCAGGGCCCCCAUUGCACCCACAGAGGAGCAAUUGAGGCAGGAGCCCUGGUACCAUGGACGCAUGAGCCGUCGGGCUGCGGAGAAGCUGCUUCGUGCCGAUGGGGACUUCCUUGUGAGAGACAGCAUCACCAACCCGGGGCAGUAUGUCCUCACAGGCAUGCACGCGGGGCAGCCCAAACAUCUGCUGCUGGUGGACCCCGAGGGUGUGGUGCGGACGAAGGACGUGCUGUUUGAGAGCAUCAGCCACCUCAUAGACUACCACCUGAAGAACGGGUUGCCCAUUGUGGCUGCCGAGAGUGAGUUGCAUCUGCGGGGAGUGGUCUCCCGGGAGCCGUGAGCCAGGUGAUGGUUCUCAACACAGCUUCUACCCCCAGAGGCCCUUGCAGUGACCCUGAGGGUUCAGCCCUUUUCUCGGACCCUGAAACCACCAGAAACAGAAUGGCUGUCAUUUCUCCUUCCGCAUGAGCCUCAGGAAGCCGCCUUUCCCCAGCUGCGCUCGGCUGGCUGGGCCAGUGAGAUAGAGUUAGGGUCCAAACCCCUGGUCCUGCCUGAGCCCCCACCCUGAACGUGGGUGGGGUUGUAUAAACCAAAGACUGACCGAGUCGCCUUUAACAGACACCCCAAUGGCAGGCCCUGUGCCUUUGGUCCCUAGUGGGGCAGAGUUAUCAGGCUGUGUCUAUGAGUGACAUGCAUACCCCUGUGUGUGCCCUGACUGGCUCUGAGGACCCGGAUGCAUUGUUGCCUUUGGGGGGGAUCAAGGUGCUUUUGAGUCUCAAACCCCUGGUGGGGGAGCAGCCUUGGGGCUCGCCUGGAAUGGUAGGACAUCCAGGUGAGUUAGAGGCCGAGGAGCCUCACUGAGGUAUGGUAUCCAGUCAGCUCUUCCAACUGUCGGCUCCCGGACCUUCAACUGUAAUUAAACACAGUGUUGAACACGUGCCGGCCGUGUCUGUGUGCACCUGCCAGGGUUCCCAGGGGGGAAACUGAGGCCGAGCAGGAAGCUGUGCAGAGUCCUGGGGCUGGAGCGCCCUACCCCACCCCAUGCCCCAACUCUCAACAAGCCUCCGGUUU
Molecule: messenger RNA, 4132 nt
Organism: Chionomys nivalis (European snow vole)
Lineage: Eukaryota; Metazoa; Chordata; Mammalia; Rodentia; Cricetidae
Gene: Shc2
Product: SHC adaptor protein 2
Exons: 13
Coding region: 1683-3401 (572 amino acids)
Biological process (GO): intracellular signal transduction; cell surface receptor protein tyrosine kinase signaling pathway
Cellular component (GO): plasma membrane
Molecular function (GO): receptor tyrosine kinase binding
Source: RefSeq, a predicted model, not a curated record